Molecule: messenger RNA, 2841 nt
Organism: Carassius carassius (crucian carp)
Lineage: Eukaryota; Metazoa; Chordata; Actinopteri; Cypriniformes; Cyprinidae
Gene: atl2
Product: atlastin GTPase 2
Exons: 13
Coding region: 354-2078 (574 amino acids)
Biological process (GO): protein homooligomerization; endoplasmic reticulum organization
Molecular function (GO): GTPase activity; GTP binding
Source: RefSeq, a predicted model, not a curated record
GCCGUUCUUCACAAACUCAUUUAGUUUUACGGGUGCCUGUCUGUUAGUUUGCGUUCGUCUGUGUUGUAACGACCGGUUAAAAGUUAAACGCGGUACUUGAGCUUGUGUUAUAUCUGUUCAUGGUCAAACUCGAGCCAGUGUGAAUCGGUUCACGACAGAAAGCGGAUCUCCUGGAGCAGUGAGAGCUGAAACGGAGUUUGAGUUUGAGACAUUUAGCUGUUGUUGACUUGCGUCGCUGGCGUUAAAAGCCUCGUGAGAGUUCUGAUACGUUACCUGUCAUUGACGCCAUAACGGUUUUAUGUGUGAUAUACACACUCUCAGCGCGUUUAUUGUUAAACGGCAGUGUUCUCGAUAUGACCGGUGUGGAAGAUGUUCCUCUGUGCAACUCCGUUGAGGAGUUGAGCUCACUGGAGGAGUUCAACUCUGAUACUAAUGGAGUGGCACCGUGUGCUGUAGCAGAAGAGCUUGAGCCGGAGGAUGACCCAGUCCCUGAGGGGGCUCGACCCAUCCAAAUUGUGGUUGCGAAUGAGGAUGAUCAUAAGUUUGAGUUGGAUGCCGCUGCAUUGGAAAAACUCCUGAUGCAGGAACAUGUGAAGGAUCUUAAUGUGGUUGUGGUGUCUGUGGCCGGGGCCUUUCGCAAGGGGAAGUCCUUCCUGCUGGACUUCAUGCUGCGUUACAUGCAUAAAAAGUCAUCUGAGUCAUGGAUGGGAGGAGACGAUGUGCCACUGACUGGUUUCUCCUGGAGGGGAGGCUGUGAGAGAGAGACUACAGGAAUCCAGGCCUGGAGUGAGGUUUUUGUUGUGGAAAAGGAAGAUGGAACGAAGGUGGCUGUUCUGCUGGUGGACACUCAGGGAGCCUUUGACAGUCAGUCCACCAUCAAAGACUGUGCCACGGUUUUUGCUUUGAGCACCAUGACCAGCUCUGUGCAGGUUUAUAAUCUUUCUCAGAAUAUCCAGGAAGAUGAUUUGCAGCAUCUUCAGCUGUUCACAGAAUAUGGUCGACUUGCAAUGGAGGAGAUAUAUGAGAAACCAUUUCAGAAACUAAUGUUUCUAAUAAGAGACUGGUGUUACCCCUAUGAGCAUGGAUAUGGGCUCAAAGGAGGGAACCGCUUCUUGGAACGGAGACUAAAGGUGAAGCAGAAUCAACACGAAGAGCUGCAGAAUGUUAGGAAACAUAUUCACAGCUGUUUCUCCAGCAUAGGCUGCUUUCUGCUGCCACAUCCAGGUCUGAAGGUGGCCACCAACCCUCACUUUGAUGGCAGACUGCGAGACAUUGAUGAUGAGUUCAAGAAGGAGCUGCAGAAGCUAGUGCCUUUACUUCUGGCACCAGAGAACCUGGUAGAGAAAGAGAUUGGUGGAGCUAAAGUCACGUGCAGAGACCUGCUGGAGUAUUUCAAGGCAUAUAUUAAAAUCUAUCAAGGGGAGGAGCUUCCACAUCCUAAAUCCAUGUUGCAGGCAACUGCUGAAGCGAACAACUUGACGGCUGUCGCUGGAGCGAAAGACACUUAUAACAGAACCAUGGAGCAGGUAUGUGGAGGUGACAAGCCAUACAUUGCCCCUGUUGACCUUCAGCGCUAUCACGAAGAGUUUAAGAAAACCUCGGUGCAACAGUUUAGCGCGGUGAAGAAAAUGGGCGGCGUGGAGUUCAGUCAGCGCUACCAGCAGCAGUUAGAGACGGAGCUGGAUGAAGUGUACACGAAUUUCGUGAAACACAAUGAAAGCAAGAACAUUUUCUAUGCAGCGAGAACUCCAGCCACCUUGUUUGCCGUCAUGUUUGUUACCUAUAUGGUCUCCACAGUAGCAGGGUUCAUUGGGCUGUCAGUAAUCGCGGCUCUGACCAGUCUUGUGAUGGGGGUGUCGCUGCUGUCGUUGUGUGCCUGGGCGUAUGUCAGAUACUCAGGAGAGUAUCGAGAAGUGGGUGUGGCCAUAGACCUCAUAGCAGAGGCCCUGUGGGAACAGGUGCUGAAGCCACUCACUGAGCAAUACAUGGAAGAAAAUGUCCGACAGACUGUUGUGAACUCUAUAAGAGCCACACUAACAGAUCAGGUGACACAAGCUACAAAGUUGAAGACCAACUGACAGUUUGCUGUGCCUUAUCUCCCCUGUGUUUGAACAACCACUGCUUUUAUGUUUUUGUAGUUUAUGUGAUAUUUGGUCAUGUAGACUCUAACCAAAGUUUACAGCAUACUUUACCCUGACCAAUAUACACACCGACAUGCUGACUGACACUGUAACACCAACGGACAUAAGUACAGAUGCUUAGAAAUUCAGGUUUAAACAUGAGGUAUACACGCAGCGUUCGAUUUCUCUUGCUUUGAGGGAUUAUUGAGGGAGGCACUACAAAUGUUUUACAAUCUGAAAGUGAAUUUCAACAGUAGAUGUUUAAACGCUUAUGUGCUUAACGGUUGAAUUACUGCUCUCAGUGGAUGAUCCGUAGCAUUUUCCAUUUUUGCCUUCUAGCACACAGUGUGAAAACGUAAUCGCAUUUUGCUGGAUUUCUUGUGAGGUAUUUUUUAGAGCCUUAAAGGAAUGCUGAGGUUGUAAAUCCAUCCAAGACACCCCUCUAUUGGGCCUCUUUUUGUACAGUGUUGUUUUAGACUAUCAUAGCCUCAUGCAUGUCAAUCAUUGUACAAAUAUCAGGUGUAGAGCACAAGGAUUUAAUUUUUAAUGUUUUGAGAUGAGAAUGAAUGUGAUGCUGUAUUUGCCUUUUGUUGUGCUUCAGAGCACCUUUCAUUGUGCACAGUCUUCUGACACAAGGCAGUGCUCACGGAAGACUUGAUUUGUCAGUCUUUUAAGGUUAUGCCAUGUAAUUUAUUUUUUAAACAAUUAAAAUAUUUAAAAA